This is a messenger RNA of Trichomonas vaginalis G3, 1362 nucleotides long. Its product is annotated as ankyrin repeat and SOCS box-containing protein 4 family. NCBI's taxonomy places the organism in Eukaryota, Parabasalia, Trichomonadida, Trichomonadidae. Bases 1 to 1362 code for a protein of 453 amino acids. Gene Ontology annotation, molecular function: protein binding. The record is from RefSeq and is a predicted model, not a curated record. The transcript has a single exon.
AUGUCUAAUCAAGGCACUCUCCCAAAUAAAUACAGUGAAUUGCGAAGUAUAUAUAAAUACUACAUAGAUGCAUAUAAUGCAUUGUAUCAGCUGAAAACUGAAAAUUCAGAAGAAAUAAACAAGAUUUACAAGAUGAUCAAAACAGAAUUGAUUGAUUCAAAGUCACAACUUCCUAACAAUAUUAUAAAUGAUAUUUUACGUAUCAUCCGGUAUAAUAAUCGCUAUUUAAAGCCUUAUUUAUCUCUUGCCAAACUCAUAUAUGAUAAUUAUCAAGUAAACGAUAAAAUUGAUGCUCCAUUAAUUAAUUUCGAAAAAAUUGAUUCAAAAAAUAUCGAUAUUCAUACAGAAAAUACUGUUUACAGGGCAAUAAUGUAUAAUGACAAAGAAAGAUUCAUCUGUUUCAUUGAAAGCGAAGGAUUUGAUAAAGAUCAAGAACUUGUAAGUAAUUUAUACCCAUAUUCUAAAAAAGGAUAUUCAUUACUUGAAUUAUGUUGUUACCAUGGAGCAGUUGAUUGUUUCAAAUUAUUAAGAACUAAAUUUAAGUCACAAAUAACUAAAAAAUGUUUAAGAUUAUCAUUUUUAGGAGGAAAUCCGGAGAUCAUGAGUGAAUGCCUGAAAUAUCAAAGACCAGAUAAAAAAUGUAUGAAGUAUGCAAUUAUUUCACAUAACAUUGAUUUUGUUACAUUCUUGAUGAAUGAAUAUAAUAUAGAGAUCGAUUUAGAAGAUUGUGGAAUUUACAAUAAUCUUGAAUCAUUUUUAGUUUAUUUCGAUCAAUCUAAUGAUUUUAACCAAUGCUUUAUUAAUUCAACGAGGUUCAAUAUUCUAUCCAUACUCGAAUACUUCCUUUCACACGAUGUAAAUAUCAAUGCAAAAGAUAAUGAUGAGAAAACCGCCCUUCAUGUCGCAGCAAUUAUAAAUAAAAAAGAAAUAGCCGAAUUUCUUAUUUCACAUGGUGCAAAUAUCAACGAAAAAAAUAAAAAUGGGGAAACCGCUCUUCAUAAAGCAGCAUUUAUGAAUAGUAAAGAAACAGUCGAAUUUCUUAUUUCAUACGGUGCAAAUAUCAACGAAAAAGAUAAUGAUGGGGAAACCACUCUUCAUAAAGCAGCAUUUAUGAAUAAUAAAGAAACAAUCGAACUUCUUAUUUCACACGGUGCAAAUAUCAAUGAAAAUGAUAAAAAUGGGGAAACCGCUCUUCAUAAAGCAGCAUUUAUGAAUAAUAAAGAAUCAGUCGAACUUCUCAUUUCACACGGUGCAAAUAUCAAUGCAAAAGAAAAAUAUGGACAUACCCCUCUUCAUCUAGCAGCAUUAAUGAAUUGUAAAGAAAUAGCUAGUUUUCUUAUUUCACACGGUGCAAAGAAUUAG